CUCUUUCACUUUCUAUGACACUCACUCCGCAUGAAAGCAUUGAAAAAUAUUCGUAAAGCCUUCAAGUAUCAGCGGAUCCCUACUUUCCAGCACGGCACCCUGUCUGCUCAGGAUCGAUUUACCGGGGAAGAGAGCGACCCUAUUGAUUCCGAGGAGGAGGAUGGAGGAGAGAAAUCCUUGUCAUUGAGCGACAGAACGUACUCCGCGACCGAGGAGAUGCCUGACAAUUACGGCCUAGCAAACGACUCGAGAUCAGCGUGCAACACCUCAGCGUCAAGUUUGAUCCAGUCUUCAUUACAUCAGACAGUCGUCCAAGAGAAAGGAAUCCUCCAGGACCUCUCGGAGAACAUGCACGAGGAAGUGUAUGAUUUGAAAGGGAAGUUAUCUUCGAUAGAGGAAGAGAAAUCGAGACUCAUGUCUUCCCUAGAGAGACAGAACGAGAUCAUUCGACGUCUGCAAGAAGAAUUGGAAUCAUACAGAUCAGGUUUUGCCGAUUGUGGCAAAACCUCAGAGGUGGGUCUGCAGGUGGAUUCCGCGGUUUUGGAACCUGGUUAUUCAUCGGAAUUGGAACUGGAGAUAAGUAAGCUCAUAGCUGGUACGAUGGAGAGGACGUAUGAAGUGAGGCCACAGGCGAAACCACAUCGAUUGUUGAUGGGAGAUGGUCAUCAUGGGAAGUCUCUGCGAUUGACCGGAGGAGUAGAUCGCUCUCAAAUCCUCUCUUCCCCCCAAGGUGACGAUCGAGGUCAAGGACUAGACUCGUCCAGGAAAAUGAAGGGCCGUUUUUCCUCCAGCCAUCGACGUCAUCACGAGCGACUAGACCUUCAUUCGGACGGAGAUCGGCGGCAGCGUCGCCAUCAACGCCGUCGAAGCCCAAGGAAUCCACGGUUAAAGAGGAGCAACGAGGAGGAAUCUAGGGAUGAAGCCAGCCGAGACGAAGAGGAAGAGGACGAGAGAGAGAGUGGGAAAGAGCAGAGAUGCAGAGAUGAAAGGGGAGACGAAGAAAGAAGCCUUGAAACGGAAGAGGAGAAAAGGAUCACCACGACGACCACCUCCAGGCUUCCAGCAUAUAUUCACGAUAGACGGACUCCCUGUCCCACCCCUCUGAGGGCUGAUCAUCGGCAACCGGUCUGGUUUAUGGGUAAAAUCAAAGCUCUCAUCGGGGAUAAAAAGCGGAAAUGGGAUGCGUACAAGCGGACGGGAGAUAGCACGGACUAUGAGGAAUAUAAGAGGAUCACGCGGAAGUUGAAGCGGGAAAUUAGAUCUGCGAGACGGGAGGUCGAGGAACGGCUGGCUAGCGAUGCUAAGAAGAACCCUAGGGCUUUUUAUCGGAAGGAGAUUCCGAAGGAGAACGGAGAGGGAAAGGAAAUGAAGGUCAAGAAAGGACGUAAAGAAGAAAGGAAAGAUGAAGACGAUACGUUGGAAGGCUGGAGGGAAUCCGAACUGAUGGGCUUCCGAGUUCCAACUUUCGUCGAAGGUCGACAGAAAAGGGACAAAGGUCGAAGUUCUCAAACGAGUGGCUCUAGAGGUUCGAUGAGUAGACUCCAAGGAAUCCUGGGCUCCGUCACGUCUGCCUCCACCUCCUCUCACCCACGCAGCAAAUUCCACCCUUUCCCUCAAAAAGGGCCAAGAGAAGGAAAGAAAGGGGGGAAGACUAGGAAAGGAAAGAGGAGGAAUCGGCAGGAGGAAAAUGAGACACUCUUUUAUCCCCUCUGCCCCGGCCACAUCUUCGCCGACUUCUAA
Molecule: messenger RNA, 1740 nt
Organism: Darwinula stevensoni
Lineage: Eukaryota; Metazoa; Arthropoda; Ostracoda; Podocopida; Darwinulidae
Source: the annotation of a GenBank genome assembly